This is a messenger RNA of Cercocebus atys (sooty mangabey), 2461 nucleotides long. It is a transcript of the gene NPY5R, whose product is annotated as neuropeptide Y receptor Y5. Gene Ontology annotation, molecular function: neuropeptide binding; neuropeptide Y receptor activity. The record is from RefSeq and is a predicted model, not a curated record. Gene Ontology annotation, biological process: G protein-coupled receptor signaling pathway. The transcript has 5 exons. The coding region runs from base 342 to 1679 and encodes 445 amino acids. Gene Ontology annotation, cellular component: neuron projection; plasma membrane. NCBI's taxonomy places the organism in Eukaryota, Metazoa, Chordata, Mammalia, Primates, Cercopithecidae.
GUUGCCGCCGCCGCUGGGGUACAGGAGCGAUCGCGCUGGGCCGCGCUCCCGGGAGCCCAGGGCCUGCAGCGGCCGGGGCGCCCCGAGGUCUGCUGACUGUGUUUUUCAGGAAAAAGGAAGGGAAAAGAGAGAUCUAACCACAUGGAUUGGAGAAAAAUCUGAAUUUUAGACUCAAAACUAUGUUGUUUCUAUUACCACAAAUUGUGCUGCAUCUUCUCUUUCUUCAAAAAAUUUUGGACAGCAAUUUUACACUAAGUAAGAAGUACAAGGAAAGGCUAUCAGUAACAACUGACCUACCACAAAGUUAGAAGAAAAGGAUUGAUUCAAGAAAGGACUAUAAUAUGGAUUUAGAGCUCGAUGAAUAUUAUAACAAGACACUUGCCACAGAGAAUAAUACUGCUGCCACUCGGAAUUCUGAUUUCCCAGUCUGGGAUGACUAUAAAAGCAGUGUAGAUGACUUACAGUAUUUUCUGAUUGGGCUCUAUACAUUUGUAAGUCUUCUUGGCUUUAUGGGGAAUUUACUUAUUUUAAUGGCUCUCAUGAAAAAGCGUAAUCAGAAGACUACGGUAAACUUCCUCAUAGGAAAUCUGGCCUUUUCUGAUAUCUUGGUUGUGCUGUUUUGCUCACCUUUCACACUGACAUCUGUCUUGCUGGAUCAGUGGAUGUUUGGCAAAGUCAUGUGCCAUAUUAUGCCUUUUCUGCAAUGUGUGUCAGUUUUGGUUUCAACUUUAAUUUUAAUAUCAAUUGCCAUUGUCAGGUAUCAUAUGAUAAAACAUCCCAUCUCUAAUAAUUUAACAGCAAACCAUGGCUACUUUCUGAUAGCUACUGUCUGGACACUAGGUUUUGCCAUCUGUUCUCCCCUUCCAGUGUUUCACAGUCUUGUGGAACUUCAAGAAACAUUUGGUUCAGCGUUGCUGAGCAGCAGGUAUUUAUGUGUUGAGUCAUGGCCAUCUGAUUCAUACAGAAUUGCCUUUACUAUCUCUUUAUUGCUAGUUCAGUAUAUUCUGCCCUUAGUUUGUCUUACUGUAAGUCAUACAAGUGUCUGCAGAAGCAUAAGCUGUGGAUUGUCCAACAAAGAAAACAGACUUGAAGAAAAUGAGAUGAUCAACUUAACUCUUCAUCCAUCCAGAAAGAUUGGGCCUCAGGUGAAACUCUCUGGCAGCCAUAAAUGGAGUUAUUCAUUCAUCAAAAAACACAGAAGGAGAUAUAGCAAGAAGACAGCAUGUGUGUUACCCGCUCCAGAAAGACCUUCUCAAGAGAACCACUCCAGAAUACUUCCAGAAAACUUUGGCUCUGUAAGAAGUCAGCUCUCUUCAUCCAGUAAGUUCAUACCAGGGGUCCCCACUUGCUUUGAAAUAAAACCUGAAGAAAAUUCAGAUGUUCAUGAACUGAGAGUAAAACGUUCUGUUACAAGAAUAAAAAAGAGAUCUCGAAGUGUUUUCUACAGGCUGACCAUACUGAUAUUAGUAUUUGCUGUUAGUUGGAUGCCACUACACCUUUUCCAUGUGGUAACUGAUUUUAAUGACAAUCUUAUUUCAAAUAGGCAUUUCAAGUUGGUGUAUUGCAUUUGUCAUUUGUUGGGCAUGAUGUCCUGUUGUCUUAAUCCAAUUCUGUAUGGAUUUCUUAAUAAUGGGAUUAAAGCUGAUUUAAUGUCCCUUAUACACUGUCUUCAUAUGUAAUAAUUCUCACUGUUUACCAAGGAAAGAUCAAAUGUGGGGUCAUAUAAAAUAUAUUUAUGAUAACUAUUUAUGUAUGAUAAAUAGAAAUUUUGUUAACAUAAAAUUUAAUUUAUGUGAAAGAUUUCUGGAUUUGAAUGUCAGUUCAUAAUAUAUGGAAGAUAAUUUUAUGUGUUAUAGUAGGAUUAAUUUAUUUAGUUGUGUAGUCAGUGUCAAUCCAAUCUGUAAUUUCAUUUUAGAAAGUUGUAUUACCUUCCGCUUCCAUGUUGUCUUAUAAACAAAUGAAUUGUAUUUUUUGUUGAAACUAAAAGUUAUGUGUAACCAACUCAGUACUUUUGUCCAAAAAUAUAAUAAGAAAAAAUUUUUCUUGAGGAACUUUUAAUUUCAAACUUGAAGAAUAUCUACCAGCUAUCUAUAUUCAUUUCUACUCCACAGGCUUCUUAAUGUUCAGUUUGUGAAGUACAGAAAAAAUUUAAUAUGCCUAGAAAAUCAUAACUAAAUGACAACUCUAUGCCCAAAUUAUGAUUAUAAUCUUCAACAUUAAGUACGGUUUUGAAAGUCCUGUAGGAAAAUGCUAUUGCCUAUUGAGAAUUGGUCAAAUUGUCAAUUUAACUCCACUGUCCUAGUAAUACACGAGUAAUUUACCACAUAAAGAAUUUUAAAUCCUUUCCAGACGCAUUAUACAACAUUAAACACUACCAAUAAAGUUGUUUUCAUAUACAUCUUUUCUAUUCUAAAAUGUGAAGUCUAAAUGGUAUCUGUAUUUCCAAUUAUUAAAUAAUUUU